ACGAUUGGCCAACGCUGCCGUCGCUCAGCGGUCCGACCGGAAGGGGCUCGGCGACGCCCUUCUGGGUUUCUAACCGCCAAGAGGGUGGGAGGGGCCGGAGUGAAAGUUGCAAGACCCCGCCGCGGUGGCUAUGGAGUUGAGCCCGGUCGCUUUGCCCGGGCCCUCUGGCUCCUUCAAGGAGGAGCUUCUCUGCGCGGUCUGCUUCGACCCCUUCCGUGACGCGGUGACGCUGCAGUGCGGCCACAACUUCUGCCGCGGGUGCGUGAGCCGCUGCUGGGAGGUGCAGAUGACGCCCUCCUGCCCGGCCAAGUGUAAGAACCUGGAGCACAUGCUGCGGGAGAAAGCCAAGACUUUCUGGGCCAUGCGACGCUCCUAUGAGAACAUUGCCAAGCACAAUCAGGUGGAGGGUGCCUGGCUGCAAAGCCGCAUCCGGGAGGAGUUUGAGAAGCUCCGUGAGUUCUUGCGGAAGGAGGAGCAGGCCACCCUGGACGCCAUGACCAAUGAGGCCAGACAGAAGCAGCUCCUGGCUGACCAGAAGAUGAAGCGGCUUGAGGAAGAGACCGAGAUGCUGGCCCACGAGAUUGAGCGGCUGCAGGCGGAAAUGAAGGAGGAUGACAUCUCUUUUCUUAUGAAACACAAGAGCCGAAAACGCCGGCUCUUCUGCACCAUGGAGCCAGAGCCUGUCCAGCCAGACAUGCUCAUCGAUGUCUGCAAGUACCUUGACUCCCUCCGGUACCGCGUCUGGAAGAAGAUGAUGACAUGCGUGGAAUCUGUGCCUUUCAGCCUGGAUCCUAACACAGCAGCUGGCUGGCUCUCGGUGGCUGAUGACCUCACCAGUGUCACCAACCACGGCUACCACGUGCAGGUGGAGAAUCCGGAGCGCUUCUCCUCGGCGCCCUGCCUGCUGGGCUCCCGCACCUUCUCCAGGGGCUCCCACACCUGGGAGGUGGCCCUGGGUGGGCUGCAGAGCUGGCGGGUGGGUGUGGUGCGGGUGAAGUUGGAGGAGGGCACAGAUGGCCACUCCCAAGGCUCCUACCACGAUAUGCGCUCUGGCUUCUGGUACUUGUGCCGCACCCAGGGCGUGGAGGGGGACCACUGUGUGGCCUCGGACCCGGCCACAUCACCCCUUGUCCUGGCCAUCCCACGCCGCCUGCGUGUGCAGCUGGAGUGUGAUGAGGGCGAGCUGUCCUUCUACGACGCGGAGCGCCAGUGCCACCUGUACACCUUCCACGCCCGCUUCGGGGAGGUGCGACCCUACUUCUACGUGGGGAGUGCACGGGACGACAGGGCCCCCGAGCCUUUGCAGAUCUGCCCGCUGCGAAUCAGCAUCAAGCAGGAGCUGGACAGCUGAGCAGGCUCGAGCCUCGUCCUGAUGCCCACACGGGCCUGGGUGCCUCUGCCCGCUGCCUUCAGGCUGCCUUCUGUGCAGCUCUCUAGUCCUUUCUGGGGCUCCAAGCCCUACACCUGUCUAGUUUUGGCCCCUUCCCUUCUCAAAGUUAAGAGCCACCCAGGAGGCCCCUUGUUGGCCCAGGCUCUGCCAGAGUUGUGGCACCUUCAGGGUGUGAAUGUUCUGAACCUCAUUCCAGGGCUUCUGGAGAUAAUGUUUGCUUCUGGAGUGGACCUGUUUCACAAAGUAGGUUUCAGUAUUUUCCGGGAUCGGUGAGGCCGGCCAUCCAGAUGAUGACUGCUAUUGAAAAUUAUUUAUCACUCGGUUCCCAAGAGGAUGUAGCAGGCUCUGCCACAUAGGGCCACCCAGGGAGGCCCUAGGGCGUGUCAGGAGGCAGGGGGAGCAAGGAGAAAGUAUAGGCAAAGCCUUUGUUUAGUUUUCUGGGAAGGAAAGGCAGGGCAGGGGAAGCGGGGUGCAGAGGCUUAGUAUCGGCCAGUCUGAGUGGUUACCUCAGGUUCUGGGGGCUGCCCUGCAGGACUGACACUGCCCCAGAGAGCCCAGUGAGGCAGACUCAGGAGGCCGUGGGGCGGGGCUUGGGCUGGUGAGUGUCAGGGGAUUGGCUGGCCUGGGAGGGGCCAGUCACCCAUGGGGUCCCCAGCUGCAGAGCUUCAGGAAAACCGUAGAUAAAACAGUUAAUGCAGGACCAUGCUGUGGCUUUAGGACCCUACCUGGGCCUCUGCUUGGCUGUUACCUUACAUUACUAUUUUAAAACUGCUGCAGAAAUCCCACUGAGCAGGCUGAGGCAAAGCUUCCUGACCUCAUCGAUUAGCUCCCAUGUUUCUGUUUAUACUUGAAUGGGCAGCUUCCUCAGAAUUUAAGAGUUCUGGAGCACUGGGCCUCGGUUUUCUCCCCUGUGAGAUGAUGGGACUGGCAGACAGUGUCCUGUAACUGCCGCGGAGGAAAUUCCUCUGCUUGGUUCUUUCCAAGGUCUGAGAAGGGAAGGAAGGAGGAGGCCCUUUUUAGUUAGGAAGAAGAAACGGGGUGCACUCAGGGGGGCCCACGGCUGCAACCCCAGAGCCUGUAGAGUGCCGUGGAGGCAAACACCCUCAUCAUCCUGCCUUCUUGCCUUCCUUUGCUCUUCUCUGCUGUGUGCCUCCCACCUUGGCUCUCCCAGGCCUGCCGUGGUCUCUGUGUGGCCCACUGUCCCCGGAGGUGGGGUGGUAAAGGCAUACGUUUCCCCGGGGCUGUUGGGUGCUCAGGUCCAGGAAGGCUCCGUGCACUUCUGGAGCCCAGCAGGUCUGAGCGCGUUUGCCUGUCAGAUGCAGUUUCUGUAUCGCAGACAUACCUGAAAUUACUUUGUUAGAAUAAAGUUUAAAAAUGUUUUUAUUUUCACUUUAGAUGUAAGUUUGUGUUUGUUUUUUUAAUUAAA
Fukomys damarensis (Damara mole-rat) is the source of this 2816-nucleotide messenger RNA. It is a transcript of the gene Trim35, whose product is annotated as tripartite motif containing 35. The record is from RefSeq and is a predicted model, not a curated record. Lineage: Eukaryota; Metazoa; Chordata; Mammalia; Rodentia; Bathyergidae. Gene Ontology annotation, biological process: positive regulation of apoptotic process; innate immune response. Bases 131 to 1351 code for a protein of 406 amino acids. Gene Ontology annotation, molecular function: protein binding. The transcript is spliced from 6 exons.